CCCUGGGGGGGGAGCACUCGAGCGUCUCCCGCGGCCCCCCCGCUCCUACGCGCGGGCGCGGUGGCUGAGGGGUGCCGUCCCCCCGGCCGGUCCUUGGCGGGCGGCCUGAGGGGACCCCCGUCGCUGCUGUCCCCGCGGUUCGCUCACGUCGCCCUCACGCCACCAGCUCCGCAGCAGGCGUGCAGGUUCCCCCUCCCCGCGGGCUUAGGCCCGUGAGCGGUUAGCCGGGGCGCCCCCCGGGCGGGCCGGUAGCGCGUCGGCGGGGCCCUGGGGGGAGGGGCCGCCCCGGCCCCCGCUCGGUGCGGGGGAGCCACGAGACAAGCCGCUGAAAGCGGGCGAGGGUUCCGUGGUGUGCUUCGGGGCGCGGGGUGUGUGUGUGUGUCUUGCUUUUUCUGAGGCUCCUUCAACGUUUCUUGGGUUUAUGUUACAUAUUUUUUGGUAACACUUUCAAAAGUUCUGGAUCUGCCACCAGAAAGUUUAAUAAAGUCCAUAUCUGCAGUUCCUGUCUCCAAAAAAAGGCAUGUUGCUGAUUUCCAGCUUUCCAUUGCUUCUGUAACAGAUAACAGUUCUAGUGGUUGCUUAGCCCGAGACCUUCAUCUUCAAGCUGAGAAGCUAGCUGAAAGGCUAAAAUGUGAUGCUGUAGUCAGUGAAAUCAGCGCUGGUCCAGGAACAGUGAACUUCAUGAUAAACAGGGAAUUGUUAGCAAAGACUGUGUUGCAUCAGGUGUUGAAAGAUGGCUUAGAGUAUGGACUGAAGAGUGAACUUUUCUCUGCAGUGCCUAGACAAAAGGCAGUGAUUGAGUUCAGCUCCCCUAAUAUUGCCAAAAGGUUUCACAUAGGACAUUUGCGUUCCACAAUAGUAGGGAAUUUUAUAGCAAAUCUCAAAGUUGCACUGGGACAUGAAGUAAUAAGAAUAAAUUACCUUGGUGACUGGGGCAUGCAGUUUGGCUUAUUGGGUGUUGGUUUUCAAUGCUUUGGCAACAAAGAAAAGCUAAAAUCCAGUCCUUUACAACACCUUUUUGAGGUAUAUGUGCAGAUUAACAAAGCAGCAGAAGAUGAAAACACAAAAAAGCUGGCUAAGGAUUUCUUUAGAAAACUGGAGGAACAUGAUGAGCAGACGUUGUCACUUUGGAAACAAUUUAGAGACUUCAGUAUUGAGGAGUAUGUCCGAAUUUAUAAGCGUCUAGGAGUGCACUUUGAUGAAUAUUCUGGAGAAUCUUUUUACCAAGAGAAGUCCCAGGAAGUUCUAAAGAUGUUGGAGGAUAAAGGACUCCUUCAGAAAACAAUAAAGGGGACAGGAAUUGUGGAUCUUUCGGAAAAGAAAGACCUCUCAUCGUUUUCCACCGUCAUGCGUAGUGAUGGGACAUCUCUUUAUAUAACAAGAGAUCUUGCUGCUGCUAUAGACCGAAUGAAUAAGUAUAGCUGUGAUACUAUGAUUUAUGUGACAGAUAAAAGUCAAAGUAAUCACUUUCAACAUUUAUUCCAAAUACUGAAGCUCAUGGGUUAUGACUGGGCAGAAAGGUGCCAGCAUGUGUCUUUUGGUCUAGUUCAAGGGAUGAAGACUCGGAGAGGAGAAGUAAUUUUCCUGGAAGACGUUUUAAAUGAAGUUCGCUCAAGGAUGUUACAAAACAUGGCUUCCGCAAAAACAACCAAAGAGACAGAAAACCCUAUGGAAACAGCAGAGAAAGUUGGUCUUGCGGCACUAAUAAUUCAGGACUUCCGAGGCCUUCUGUCAUCUGACUAUCAGUUUAGCUGGGAUCGAGCUCUUCAAAGUCGUGGAGAUACAGGCGUGUUCUUGCAGUACACUCAUGCCAGACUCCAUAGUUUAGAACAGAUGCAUGGGAAAGUGCAGCUAACUGACAUUAAUGUGGCGUGCUUGCAAGAGCCAGAUGCCAUCUCUGUUCUUCAGCAUCUUCUCAGGUAUGAUGAGGUGCUGUAUAGAUCUUCUCAGGAUCUGCAACCCAAGCACAUUGUCAGCUACCUCCUCACGCUUAGCCAUCUUGCGGCCGUGGCACAUAAAACCCUCCCUGUGAAAGCCAGCGCCCCUGAACUAGCGCAGGGAGAAGAGGGUUCGCUGCCCGGCUGGUGGAACAGGAACCGCCGCGCUCCCUCAGCACCACACGGGCGGUCAGACAGGGCCGGUGCCGUUUGACGCUGAACCGUCUCACUGCUGAAGAGAUGUGGAGCAUCACAGGGAAGGAAGGUAGCGCAGGUGGCUGCUUCAGCCUCUGGAAUAUCUGACCGUGCCCACCAUCACCAAAGCCUGCGCUCACCAGCGUGGCACUUUGCCUUUUGCCAGCUGUUCUGUCCAUCUAGAACAGCGUGCCGCCAAAGAGAAGCAUCCUCUCCCGCUGGAACAGAAUUUAAGCGUGUUUGUGACUGCUGUGUUGAGUACGCCCCACUUCGCUUUCAAGUAAAAUGCAGCUGGUUGACUCAUGUCUGAAGGAAUCUAACCAGGAUACAAACUUAGUCACAUUUUUUACUUCACUUUGAAUGCAACUAAGUUGCACCGAAGUCAGUUUUUCCCUCAGUUCUGGAAAGGUUGAACUGAGUGAGGCCUCAGAAAAUGAUCGAGUUGGUUGAAAUUAUACAGUUGUCGCUCAUAAAUUAAAUCAAAGCCUAACAUGCACAAC
Messenger RNA from Falco peregrinus (peregrine falcon), 2632 nucleotides. RefSeq names its product arginyl-tRNA synthetase 2, mitochondrial (gene RARS2). Gene Ontology annotation, cellular component: mitochondrion; cytoplasm. The record is from RefSeq and is a predicted model, not a curated record. The transcript has 20 exons. Gene Ontology annotation, biological process: arginyl-tRNA aminoacylation; mitochondrial translation. Gene Ontology annotation, molecular function: ATP binding; arginine-tRNA ligase activity. Bases 682 to 2151 code for a protein of 489 amino acids. NCBI's taxonomy places the organism in Eukaryota, Metazoa, Chordata, Aves, Falconiformes, Falconidae.